Bombina bombina (fire-bellied toad) is the source of this 4136-nucleotide messenger RNA. RefSeq names its product MTSS I-BAR domain containing 1 (gene MTSS1). NCBI's taxonomy places the organism in Eukaryota, Metazoa, Chordata, Amphibia, Anura, Bombinatoridae. Bases 406 to 2748 code for a protein of 780 amino acids. The transcript is spliced from 15 exons. Gene Ontology annotation, cellular component: cytoplasmic side of plasma membrane; actin cytoskeleton. Gene Ontology annotation, biological process: adherens junction maintenance; plasma membrane organization; positive regulation of actin filament bundle assembly. The record is from RefSeq and is a predicted model, not a curated record. Gene Ontology annotation, molecular function: actin binding; phospholipid binding.
UUGUGGUGCAUGGCUGUGUUUGCAGAGAUCUCUGAUCACAUCUGAUAUUCUGCUUCUUUCCCAGCCCUCCCUCCGCAUAUACUGGAUUCUGACAAUGACUGUGUAUGAGCAGCUAUGGAUCUUGCCAUCCUGAUGGUGUCUGUGCUAGGAUCCUGUGUGUGAAUCAGCUGAUCUGCUUACUGGGGAGCUGCAUGCAGAGAGCACCAGCCAAGGCUCUCACAUCUCAUGCCUAUCCCAUCUCUGUGAUAUUGCAGAUUCACUGGGGAGUGGGGCUAACUGCAGUCCUCAGGCACACAUACAAAAAGGAGAUUUUUGGUGGAUCUUAGUGCAGCUGCUUUUGGUGGAUUUCUUGUAAACACUGCAUAUUGUUUAAUUCUUUUAUUUGGAUUUACCCAAUACUGAAAAAUGGAGGCUGUGAUUGAAAAGGAGUGCAGUGCUCUGGGGGGGCUCUUCCAGACUAUCAUCAGCGAUAUGAAGGGAAGUUAUCCAGUUUGGGAAGAUUUUAUAAACAAAGCAGGGAAGUUGCAGUCCCAACUACGGACCACGGUAGUCGCAGCUGCUGCUUUUUUGGAUGCUUUUCAGAAGGUGGCUGACAUGGCAACAAACACACGUGGUGCUACGAGAGAAGUUGGUUCUGCAUUAACCAGGAUGUGUAUGAGACAUCGUAGCAUUGAGUCCAAGCUCCGGCAGUUCUCCAGUGCAUUGAUUGAUUGUCUCAUCAACCCACUGCAAGAACAGAUGGAAGAAUGGAAGAAAGUUGCCAACCAGUUGGACAAGGAUCACGCAAAAGAAUACAAAAAGGCUCGUCAAGAAAUCAAAAAGAAGUCAUCAGAUACACUAAAGUUACAGAAGAAAGCUAAGAAAGGCAGAGGAGAUAUACAGCCUCAGUUGGACAGCGCCCUUCAAGAUGUCAAUGAUAAGUACUUGUUGCUCGAAGAGACGGAGAAGCAAGCGGUGAGGAAAGCACUAAUUGAGGAACGCGGACGUUUCUGCUCCUUCAUCUCCAUGCUGAGACCUGUUAUAGAAGAAGAAAUCUCGAUGCUGGGAGAGAUAACUCAUUUGCAGACCAUAUCCGAAGACCUUAAGACUCUCACUAUGGAUCCACACAAACUGCCUUCUGCCAGUGAACAGGUGAUUCAUGACCUUAAAGGCUCAGACUACACUUGGUCCUACCAGACUCCUCCAUCCUCUCCUAGUACUACCAUGUCUAGGAAGUCCAGCGUAUGCAGCAGUCUGAACAGCGUUAACAGUAGUGACUCCAGAUCGAGUGGCUCCCACUCACACUCACCCACUUCACACUAUCGCUAUCGCAGCUCCAAUCUGCCCCAGCAGGCCCCUAUGAGGCUGUCCAGUGUGUCAUCACAUGACUCCGGCUUCAUUUCCCAGGAUGCCUUUCAGUCAAAGUCUCCAUCCCCUAUGCCGCCUGAAGCUCUCAACCAGAAUUCAUCCAGUUCGGCAUCGUCUGAAGCUUCUGAAACUUGCCAGUCAGUGAGUGAGUGCAGUUCCCCUACGUCUGUGAGUUCCGGUUCUACCAUGGGAGCAUGGGCGUCUACUGACAAGCUGUCUAAUGGGUAUUAUCACUGUAGUUUGUCCGGUGACCUGGCCUCAGUUGGUGCAGGUCCAUUCACACAUUUCCCAUCUCCCAUCUCUCGCCCCUGGAACCGCACUAGUUCCGUCUCAGAAUGCCAUCACUAUUACACCAUUGGGCCAGGCAUGUUACCAUCAUCUAAGAUCCCCGCCUGGAAGGACUGGGCUAAGCCAGGUCCAUACGACCAGCCGCUGAUGAACACCCUCCAGAGACGCAAACGUGAGGUAGACCCUGCAGGAAGUGCCCAAAAUACAACUGCAGGACUAAUCAACGAUGUCUCAGCUCCAAGGAACGUACCUACAGCAUCCAGGCAGGGAGAGGAAGGAGAAGCUUGUGAUGAUCUGGCUCUUGCACUGAAUAGAGGUUUGCAGCUAGAUACGCAGAGAAGCAGCAGAGACUCACUACAGUGCUCCAGCGGUUACAGCACCCAGACUACAACUCCAUGUUGUUCUGAGGAUACCAUCCCAUCCCAAGUUUCAGAUUAUGAUUACUUCUCAGUAAGUGGUGAUCAGGAAGCAGAUCAGCAGGAUUUUGACAAAUCAUCUACCAUCCCAAGAAACAGUGACAUAAGCCAAUCGUAUAGGAGGAUGUUUCAAGCCAAGCGUCCAGCAUCCACUGCAGGACUGCCUGCCACCUUUGGACCAGUAAUUGUCACCCCAGGAGUGGCAACCAUUAGAAGGACCCCAUCCACCAAACCAUCUGUUAGACGUGGCACCAUAGGAGGAGGUCCUAUUCCAAUAAAAACACCAGUCAUUCCGGUUAAAACCCCAACAGUGCCGGAUAUUCCAGGAGGUCUACCCAGCAACACAAUCCAGGAUUAUGGGGAACAAAGUCCUGAGUCUCCAUCUGCUGUUGAAAGUGUGGUGCUUACAGGCGACAUGCCUUCCUCACUGUGGAGUGGCCAGGCCUCCGUCAAUCCUCCAGGAGCAUCUCCACCAGGUGCUGUCACUGAAGAGCAGAGACAACCAAGACCAGAAAUUGAAGAUGAAGAGGAGCAUCAAAAUGCUUCCCAAACACCAGAAACAACAAGCCAGGUGGAGGUCGAGGCUACAGAACCAGGAGAUCCUAUUCAAGGAGAAGACAUGCUGAAUGCAAUUCGUCGUGGUGUCAAGCUGAAGAAGACUACUACUAAUGAUCGCUCAGCUCCUCGGCUCUUGUAAGCAAGGAUAAGUAACAAAGUAGUGCACAGACAAGAGCACCCUAAGACUUGGAUUUUAUCCACUCCAGUCUGUGAUCAGAUGAUUUUGUUGAAGCAUACACAGGGUUGAUGAACAUUCACUUAAAAUGACACAAAAUAAAACUGUGUAGCAAAGCAACCUUAAUAUAUCUUAAUGUUCCAGUCUGUAAAUAGUGAUUUUAUUUCUGCACAUUCUUAAUCUCGUUUCUUUUUUCCAUUCUGUAUUUUUACUUUUUUUUUCAUAAAGUGCCAAAUUCCCAUUUAAAUUUUUAUAAGCCUUUGUAAAUUUUAAAUGCUUCAGAUGGAAAAAGCAAGAGUAGAGGGAUUUCCUUCGAUGAAAGGACUGGUAUGUUUUUGGCUUUUUUUGCAAGCUUUUAUAGAGCACAUUGUAUCACAGAAACUAAACAACGCAACAUUUUUGACUUAUUGUUUUCAUACACAAAAAGUAAUGAUUACGUAUUUUUUUCAUUAUCCAUUUUUUUUUUUUAAAAUAAGCAGUUUUAAAUUAUUAAUGAUUAAAAGCAAUAUAAUAAUAAACAUUUGAAUUCGUAGCAUGUAACAAGGGGUUUGGGGGUUAAAGAAUGCAAUUAGAAACACCGUUCUACGCAAUUGUAUCAAUAUCAUCGUUUCAUUGCUAGUAAAAUCACAUGCAUCAAAACAAGCCAUACUCAAUUGAAGUGUUCCUGUUUUAUAGUGUUUUGAGCAUAUUAUCCUUUUUUUUGUUUUGUUUUUUUAAAUAUAGUGCAGUGAGGUGAGUGAUAGGAUGUUGCCGAGCAACACAAUGCAGUCUCCUUCCUGCAUUAAGUUUUUUUUUUCUUCAAAGCACUCUUUAUUUUUUUGUGUGCUCACAUUAGUUCACUGAAUACUAACAGAACAAAGAAAUAGUUAUAAUGAUGAGGAAUAUAAUAAUACAAAAAAAAAAAUAAAGAAAAUGGCUAAGGCAAAUAUAAAGAUAUUUUAAAACCGUAGUAGGGAGUUCUUAUGUAUAAGAAAUGCUUAUUCACAUAAGUGCCCAGCUGGCUGGGUAGCAUUAUAUUGUCCAAGAGUCAAAUAUUAUAAAAAAGCAUGGCAGUGUUAAUCAUUGUGGAGGUGGUAAUAAGGUUUUUUUUUUGUUUGUUUGUUUUGCCCUUUUUUCUUUUUUUUCUUCAAAACACAGUUUUUUUGUUUUAGAUUUUGAAGUGAGACACAUAUUGGUAAUGAACUAAAGGAAGGCAAAACCGGCUAAUUAUUGUUAAGAUUCCAUUUUAAAGCCCUUUGUUCUUCUGUGUAAUGUAUUUUACGGAAUGUUUAUUGAUAGAAAAUAGUAUCAGAGAUUCUUUUAAUUUAAUAUAUAUAUAUAUAUCUCCUAUUAAUGAAUAAAUAAAAACAAUU